UAUAGUGUAAUCUAGUUUCACCAACCAACAUAUAAGUACAAGUUAAAGCUUGUGCUUAACAAGAGUUUUAUUAGGUUUGAAUUCGCUCUUCCUCUCGCAGAAUAAAGAUCAUGGUUCUUUGUUCUUAGUGCAUAACUCUUUGUUUCUUCAUACUUCACCAAAGACUAUAUAGCUCUUUCUUGCCUAAGUCAUCUCUCCAACUUCAUCAUUCCUCAAUAACAUCCUUCCUUUUCAUCAAUAACCUCUAUCUGAUUUUCUCUUUUUUGUAGCCGCCUUUAUCCUCUAUUAAUGGACCCCUUCAAACACUUUCUGAGCAAAGAAGGAUGCAGUAGCAGUGAAUCAGGGUGGACAAGGUACUUAGCUUCGCCUAUGCAAGAUGAUUUUGAAGGCAGUGAAGACAAUUAUAACAAGUACAGCAUCAAAGAUGAUGAUGGUGAGGGAAACAGUGAUGAUUCAAUGGUAUCUGAUGCCUCUUCUGCCCCAAGUCAUCAUCAGUAUAAACACAAGGAUGGUCAAGGUAGUCAUAGCAGUGCUCAUCUUAAUCAUGAUAAAGGUGAUUACGCUAGCAAGCAUUCUUCACGCAAGGAGGGAAAGAAAGAAGCGAAAAAGAGUGUCGAGAACAGUGGCAAAUCCAAACGGAAACUCGGUGGUCAAGAAAGGUACCGCAAGUAG
Messenger RNA from Theobroma umbraticum, 672 nucleotides. Its product is annotated as protein SOB FIVE-LIKE 4-like. Lineage: Eukaryota; Viridiplantae; Streptophyta; Magnoliopsida; Malvales; Malvaceae. The record is from RefSeq and is a predicted model, not a curated record. Gene Ontology annotation, biological process: cytokinin biosynthetic process.